AUGCAGCCAUCUACACUGAAAGCGAUCAAGGAGAAGUUGAAGUCUGGUAAAAGCUCACGAGAUGUCUACGUGGAAACUCGACAGGAGGCCGGUGUCCUUUCAGCUUGUAAAGUUUCUGCUAGACCGCGUUCGGUCAAUCAGGUUCAAAAAAUUAAGGAACGGUCCAUUCACCACCAAAGCAGUACCUACACUGCAAGACCCGGUCAAAAAGACGAACUUUAUUCCGUGAUUCUGAAAUGCAUCGACGACAGCACACAUCCGAAUAGAUUUCUCCGAUUUGUCCAAGGAGCGCCUCAGCCACUUGCGUUUAUUUCCGAUGACCGUCAGCUACUAGACUUGGAACGAUUUUGUACGAAUCCAUGCAAGCCCGGAAUAUUGAGCGUCGACACUACUUACAACUGUGGGGAGUUCUACGUAACACCAACCACAUACCGGCAUCAGCUGCUCUUGUCGAAGAGAACAGGCAAGCACCCAGUGUUACUUGGGCCUACACUUAUUCACAAGCAUCGAGAUCAGGAAGCCUUCAGUUAUCUCGCAAGCUCCAUGACAAGACUUAAGCCAUCACUAACGCGAAUUUUAGGUGUCGGUUGUGAGAGACAAAGCGAUUAA
This is a messenger RNA of Porites lobata, 609 nucleotides long. NCBI's taxonomy places the organism in Eukaryota, Metazoa, Cnidaria, Anthozoa, Scleractinia, Poritidae. The record is from the annotation of a GenBank genome assembly.